Clarias gariepinus (North African catfish) is the source of this 4570-nucleotide messenger RNA. Its product is annotated as NACHT, LRR and PYD domains-containing protein 12-like. NCBI's taxonomy places the organism in Eukaryota, Metazoa, Chordata, Actinopteri, Siluriformes, Clariidae. The coding region runs from base 181 to 3489 and encodes 1102 amino acids. The record is from RefSeq and is a predicted model, not a curated record. The transcript is spliced from 14 exons. Gene Ontology annotation, molecular function: protein binding.
GAGAAAGAGAGAGAGAGAGGCUUCGCCUGCUGGAGGAAGAAAGUACUGCUCUGGAUAUAUCAGUACAAAGUGAAACCGAAAGAGAAAAGUCUGUUUUUGUGGCGGACAAACGCGGUUAUUUGCUGGCAGCAAUAAGAGAUGAAGCUACAAUCAUUAAAAGACGUAUAACUUUCUGAAAUCAUGUCAAGUGAGCGUGAAAAAAUGACCUCUGAAAUGGGUCUACCGGAAGACCUUCGAAAAAUAGAAAGACCGAGGUCUCCUGUAUCCAGCUGUGUGUCCUUUAAGAGUGACCAGUCAAUGCCACUCUCCAUCCACUUUAAAGAUGGAACAAACCUUCAGGAAAGUGGAAAUAAGAAAAGGCCAAGUUCCCCCUUAUUGAGCUGUGUGUCCUUUAAGAGUGACCAGUCAAUGCCGCUGCCUAUCCACUUUAAAGACGGAACACACGCUCAGGAAAGAAAAAAAUCCUUCCAGGCUACACCACAUACAUGUAGCACUGACAGAACACCAGGGAUACCGUCAAAGAGAAGAUAUCAUACUGAGCCUGCAGCUGCUGUAAAAAGUGACAAUAAAGAAAGCAAAAAGAUUACAGACCCGCUCUACAACAUCUUCAAUGGUGUUGAAAAUAAAAUGAUUGUGUUCAUAAAACACGAGCUGGAGAUGUUUAAGAGACUUUUAAGAGACAAAAACACAAAAUAUUAUGGAGAUGAGAGGGAAGAUCUUUGGAGUGUUAAAGACGCAGCUCUUAAUAUGGCCUUGUACUUCCUGAAGUUGAUGGAACACAGUGACCUCGCUGAUGCUCUCCAAGAUGCCCUAAUAGGAUUCCAGCAACGUAAACUCAAAUCAAACCUGUGUAAGAAGUAUAAUCGUGUAUCAGAAGGAAUUGCAAAGCAGGGAGAGUCCAACAAUCUGAACAAGAUCUACACAGAUCUGUACAUCACUGCUGGUGGAAGUGGACAAACGAAUGAACAACAUGAGGUGAGACAAAUUGAAAGACAAAAAACUAGUGUGAAAACUGAAAAAAGUCAAAUGGACUUGGAGGAACAAAUUGAAUGCAAAAGCAUUUUCGCACCAUUACCUGGAGAAGAAGACAAACCCAUCAGAACUGUGGUGACACAGGGGGUCGCUGGCAUCGGGAAAUCCAUCUGUGUGCAGAAGGUUGUUCUAGACUGGGCUGAAGGAAAAGAAUAUCAGGACAUCAAGUCCAUAUUCCCACUGCCUUUCAGAGAACUGAACCUGAAGGACAAGGGCAUUUACAGUUUGAAGGACAUCAUCUAUCAAUUUUUUCCAGAAGCAAAAGAAAUGAGAUUCACAGAUAAGUAUAAAGUCAUGUUUAUCUUCGAUGGCCUGGACGAGUGUCGACUUCCUCUAACAUUUGGUGAAAAUGAGAAGUGGACUGAUGUAUCAAUGCCAACCUCACUGGACACUAUAAUGACAAACCUCAUUGAAGGAAAUCUGCUUCCGUCUGCUCUCAUCUGGAUAACCACUCGACCAGCAGCAGCUGCUAAGAUCCCUGCUGAACACGUGGACCGGGUCACAGAGGUGCGCGGCUUCAAUGAUGAUCAGAAGGUGGAAUAUUUCAGAAAGAAAAUCAGUGAUGAGACUCUGGCCAACAGAAUCAUUGAUCAUGUUAAAGGAUCGAGAAGCCUCUUCAUCAUGUGUCAUAUUCCUGUCUUCUGUUGGAUUUCAGCUACUGUACUUGAGGGGAUUUUGGGACAAACAGACAGUGAAGACAAUCCACAGACUCUGACAGAGAUGUACACGUACUUCCUCAUCUUUCAGAUUGUACAGGGGGACAAGAAAUAUAACAGUAAGACUGCCUCAGACAUUCCGUGGGAUAAAGAGGGAAUUCUUUCACUGGGAAAUCUCGCCUUUAGUCACCUGGAAAACAACAACCUGAUUUUUUAUGCACACGAUCUGGAAAAGUGUGGAAUUGACCCCAGUAAAAUAGCGGUGUACUCAGGAGUGUGUACUCAGGAGACUGGCAGAUUCUUAGGCACAGUCUUCAGCUUUGUACAUCCCAGCAUUCAGGAGUUUGUUGCUGCUUUAUUUACAUACGUAUCUUUUAGAAAUGAAAACAAGAAUGUUUUUAAACGAUCAGAAGAGAGCAAAGAAACAGAAGUUAUUAAUUUGCUCAAGAUGACAGUGGACAAGGCCUUAGAGAGUGAGAACGGACACUUGGACCUUUUCCUCCGAUUCCUUCUGGGUCUCUCAGUGGAGUCUAAUCAGGAGCUCAUUCAAGGUCUGCUGACACACACAGGAAGCAGCUCUGACUGCAAAAAGGACAUAGUCGACUACAUUAAGAUUAAGUUUGAACAAAAUCCAUCUCCUGAAAGAUCAAUCAAUCUGUACUACUGUCUGAAGGAGUUAAAUGAUGAUUCACUGAUGAAAGAGAUCCAAAGCUACUUGAGCUCAGGACGUCUCUCUGAAGCUGAACUCUCACCUGCUCAGUGGUCUGCUCUGGUCUUUGUGUUACUGACAUCAGAGGAGGAUCUGGAAGUGUUUGUGCUUCAGAAGUUCAUAAAGUCAGAUGAAUGCUUUAAGAGACUGCUGCCAGUCGUACAGGAAGCCACAACAGCCCUACUCAGUGAGUGUAACCUGACAGAGAGAAGCUGCUCAGCUUUACACACAGUUCUCAGAUCAGAAUCCUCCAAGCUGACUGAGGUGGAUCUGAGCAGGAAUCCUCUGGAGGACUCAGGAGUGAAGCUGCUUUGUGCUGGACUGAAGAGUCCAAACUGUAAACUAGAGACACUGAGACUUUCAGACUGCAGUAUAAGAGAGGAAGGAUACACUGCUCUGGCUGAAGCUCUGAAAUCAUCUCACCUGAUAGAGCUGGAUCUCAGAGGGAACGACCCUGGAGACUCAGGAGUGAAGCUGCUCACUGAUUUACUACAGGAUCCAGACUGUACACUGAACACACUGAGUUUGUUAAAAAGUCCUGAAGCAGAGGAAGCCUGUAAAUCUCUGACUGAGGUUCUGGGUACAAACCCCUUACUGCAGACAGAACUGGAUCUGAGUGGGAAAAUAAAAGGAGACUCAGGAGUGAAGCAGCUCUCUGUUCUACUGGAGGAUUCACACUGCAGACCUCAGACACUCACGCUAAAGGACUGUGGUGUUAGAGAAGAAGGCUGUUCUGCUCUGUCUUCAUCUUUACAGUUAAACCCUGCACACAUAAGAGAGAUGGAUCUGAGUGAGAAUAAGUUUGGAAACUCUGGAGUGCAGAAGCUUUGUGCACUGCUGCAGCAUCGACCCUGUAACCUGCAAAUACUGAGACUUUCAGACUGCAGUAUAACAGAGGAAGGAUACACUGCUCUGGCUGAAGCUCUGAAAUCAUCUCACCUGAUAGAGCUGGAUCUCAGAGGGAACGACCCUGGAGACUCAGGAGUGAAGCUGUUCACUGAUUUACUACAGGAUCCAGACUGUACACUCAACACACUGGGAUUGUUCAAAGGAAUAACAUGUUCCGUGAUGAGGCAGGAUGAGAUGGCAUAAAUUGUUUUGUGCAAUCCAAAACUUUUCACCAUGGUUUGAUACAGGUAUCAAUACAGUAUGUAUUCAGGCAAUGUAAAAAAUGGAUCACCCAUAAUAUAUUUACAUAUUUUUUUAAAAUUAUAACGGGCAGUAAAUUAUGCAGAAUAAUGCACGCAUAAACAGGCUAAACUGAACAUGCUGGCCAAUGUGCCAUGCAGAGACCCCUACACCUCCAAAGGUGCAACUUCUUUGCCAUGAAGGAGAGAAUUCCUGCAUAAGUUGGAGCAAGGUGCAAAGACCUCCUUGCUUGUGGCAGAGCCAGCUGUAUUACAUUGCAUACAUAAACAGGAAAUAAGUAUUCAGACAUUUUUGUUUUUGAUAUUUAAUAUUUCUCCAGUAUUUAUGUCUACUUCAAAAAUUUUGACUUUGUGUUCAGAAAUCAGUACAAAAAGUAUGUAUGUGUGAACAGUUCCAGCUUUAAAAAUGUGUGGAAGUUGGACUACUGAUCAGCUGGUCACAGAUAACCCCAGCACCACCAAACUAUCAUUGUUGGGCCCUUGAGGAAGGCCCUUAAGUGCUGAGAUGUAUAAUGAUAUACAUUUAAGUUGCUCUGAAUAAGAGUGUCUGCAAAAAUGGCAUAAGUGUAAAUAUUAAAAAUGUGUGUAAUGUUUACCUAAAUAGGAAUAAAAUGUAUGUACUGUAUAUAGUUUCAAGGAUGAGUCUUUGGUCUUUAUAGAUUUAUCAGUCUGUCUCUAACAAGCAAGAUGGGGUAUCAGUGAGGGAAAACUUUGGAAAAAUGACAGCAGCCAAAAUAAAUCAGUUGCAUUUCAAAGUCAUUUGUGAAAUUGCCACCAGGUGGCGCAAAGUGACAUUUUCACUCGCCCCAGUUUUAAAAUAUAAUUAAGUCAUAAAAAUACUGUAUGUUGUAUCGAAGAAAUACAAUAGUGUUUUCAUCUGAGGCAACAUUUGUUCUUCGAGGUUUUGUCUUUCAUUAAAAUAUUUCUUCACCCAUGAAAAUUGGUGACAGAGGAAACCUGAAAAACGCUAAUUAUUUUCACAAAACCCAAAAUAUGUAAGGCAAAAGGAUCAUGGAAUCAUGACA